This is a messenger RNA of Racocetra persica, 171 nucleotides long. NCBI's taxonomy places the organism in Eukaryota, Fungi, Glomeromycota, Glomeromycetes, Diversisporales, Gigasporaceae. The record is from the annotation of a GenBank genome assembly.
AUGAAAUCUGCAAAAACAAAAACUUUAGCUGAAAAAGAAGUUAAAGAAGUUGAGGUGUUUAUAGUGAAUCUAUUUAAAAAUUUAGAAAAGAAGUAUAAUGAUUUGAAUGAAAAAAAUGUAGCAGAUAAAGAAAAACUCCAGCUAAGUAUAAAACCUAAAUCUAAUAUAGAA